AUGGCUUCUUUGUGUACCCUGAAAAAGAUUCAAAUAUCUUGUAGCAGCAAGGCCAAGUUUGCUAAAAACCAAACACAGAAACUCAUGCUGCAACUGGCUGAAUCACCAUGCAACUUGAACUCGCAUCCUCUCAGGGUGUUUAUUGCAAAAGUGGGGGCAUUGGUUGGGAAAGAAUGCAAUCCUCAAAGAGAAGAUAAUAUUCGUUGCUUAACUAUGCUUGGUCAUUUUGGUUUUGAAUGUUUGCCUCAUCAGUUAGUGAAUAGAUCUAUUCAACAAGGAUUCUCUUUUAAUAUUCUCUGUGUGGGGGAAACUGGAAUUGGAAAAUCAACUCUGAUUGACACAUUGUUUAAUACUAAUUUGAAAGACAAAAAAUCCUCACAUUUUUACUCAAAUGUUGGACUUAAAAUUCAGACACUUGAACUUCAGGAAAGCAAUGUUCAAUUGAAAUUAACUGUUGUGAAAACAGUGGGAUAUGGUGAUCAAAUAAACAAAGAAGCCAGCUACCAACCAAUAGUUGACUACAUAGAUGCUCAAUUUGAGGCCUAUCUUCAAGAAGAAUUGAAAAUUAAACGUUCCUUCAAUGACUACCAUGAUUCUCGUAUACAUGUGUGCCUUUACUUCAUUUCACCUACAGGACAUUCUCUGAAGUCCCUUGAUCUAUUAACCAUGAAGAACAUUGACAGUAAGGUGAACAUUAUACCACUGAUUGCCAAGGCAGAUACAAUUUCAAAAAAUGACUUACAGAAAUUUAAGUGUAAGAUAAUGAGUGAAUUGGUUAGUAAUGGCAUCCAGAUAUACCAGUUUCCAACAGAUGAUGAAACUACUGCUCAAGUGAACUCCUCAAUGAAUGGACACUUACCUUUUGCUGUAGUAGGGAGUACGGAUGAAGUGAAAGUUGGAAAAAGGAUGGUCAGAGGCCGUCAGUACCCUUGGGGAGUUUUACAAGUGGAAAAUGAAAAUCACUCCGACUUUGUUAAGCUCCGGGAUAUUCUUCUUAAUACAAAUAUGGAAGACCUGAAAGAACAAACCCACACUUGGCACUAUGAACAUUAUAGGUGCUGCAAACUGCAGAAAAUGGGCUUUACCGAUGUGGGCCCAGACAACCAGCCAGUUAGUUUUCAAGAAAUCUAUGAAGCCAAAAGACAGGAGUUCUCUGAUCAAUGUCAGAGGGAAGAAGAAGAGUUGAAACAGAAGUUUAUGCAGCGAGUAAAGGAGAAAGAAACAACAUUCAAAGAAGCUGAAAAAGAGCUACAGGACAAGUUUGAGCAUCUUAAAAGAGUCCAACAAGAGGAGACAAUGAAACUUGAGGAGGAGAGAAGACAAUUGGAAGAGGAAAUAAUAGAUUUUUAUAAAAUGAAAGCUGCCUCUGAAACAUUACAGACUCAGGUGUGCACCAAUAUAAAGAAAGACAAAGAUCGUAAGAAAUAGUCCUCUCUUAUCAUUCUUUAUGUUGUAGUGCCCUAUCACUCUCAAUCCUAUCUUCCUGUGAGAUUGUCUUCACAGAACUUAACUCUGAUUGAUGUUUUACUAAUUUUUAAAAUUUGUUUGCUUAUUGUAUAUUUUCCCCAACUAGAGUGUGAGCUCCUUGAGAGUAGGUACCUUGACCAUGUUGUUGGGUGCUGUAUCUUCAGUGUUUAGAA
Ceratotherium simum simum (southern white rhinoceros) is the source of this 1640-nucleotide messenger RNA. NCBI's taxonomy places the organism in Eukaryota, Metazoa, Chordata, Mammalia, Perissodactyla, Rhinocerotidae. The record is from RefSeq and is a predicted model, not a curated record.